UUGCCAAACACUUGUGAAUUGCAAGAUAUACAUAUUUUAACUAAAGUAUAUUUUCUUAGGAUCGAUAGAUGUUAAAAUAAGUAGUUUAGAGUCUCUAAUGGAUGAAGAAACCUUUAAACCCUUUUAUUUGUCUCUUCGAUUAUUAGCAAGCACUUGAUUUGACGAAUGAAACUGAUUUAGGGCGUGUGUUGAUACGGAAAAUAUUUUUUUAACAAAUGCAUUUUUUGUACUUGAUUUUUUAUAUUUACAAAUAAGCAAACAAAUCUUAUUUUAAAUUUAUUUAUUAUAAUAUGCAAAAUACUAUGGGUGGGGCCCUAUAGGUGGAUGGGUACAGUAUGAGUUGCCAUUUGUGAAAUUUAUUUUUCUUAUUUUAGUAAUGAAAAAUUCUUCUUUUUAAGAAAUUUAUUUUUUGCAAAAAAUAUUUUAUUAUAUUAAACAAGUAAAAUUGAAAUGGAUGAAGUAUCUAAAAUCUUGGAUGGAGUAAGGAGGUUCAUUCGAAUUCCUUUUCGACAAAAAAUUAGUAUGUAUAUUUAAGAUUAAAAUUACUUUUCAAGUAUUUUAUAUAACUAAUGUUGCAUUCAUUCUUCUUCGUGUGUUUAAUUUUUACUAUUUUGAAUUCACUAAAUAAUUUUUUUUAUUUCAUUGUUAUCUAAAACUUGAAUACUUUAUUAUAAAAAACACAAUCUAUUUAGCUCCCGUUUGACUAUACAUGUUACAAGUUAUUCUAUAUUAGAAAAACUUGACCUUUUGAAACUAUAUUUGGACAUAGUUUUUGGGUUGCUACUUUCUUUUGUCUCUGUUUCUCUAGUUAGUUUUAUGUGCUUCACAAUAGUUCAAAAACUGGUUCUUUUAGUACUUCAGAUAGACAUUUAAAAUUUCAUAGAAAAAUGAUGAAAAUGUGAUUCAAAAUAUAAGCUUAGUACUAGUAGUGGGGUAGAGGAAGAAGCUUUUAUAAUAUCGAGAAACGGACAUAAAAACUUUUCAUGUCUUGCUUUAUGGCUUAGUUGACAGUGUACGAGGAGUUGGAAUUUUAAAAUCAAAGCUUUAAAAAGCAGUCAUUCGAACCUUCCGGUAUUUACUCUUCUUCUGUCUUUCCACGAAAUAAAGAAUGGAAGAAGCUAAAAAAGAACUGGAAAUUUUAGAAACUCAGCAUCCGAACAAGUUUGAAUAUCUCAAGUUGGAAUUAAGAUCCUUCAUAUCUUUUCUUGAAUCUCACAACUCUGACACUCUUCCUUCUUCCUCCUAUGUUGAUACUCAAGAGUCAUCAAGUAACAGGAAGAGGAAAAAUGGAAGCUUUGCUAGUAAAGAAGAACCUAAGAAGAAGCUGCAAAGGGUGGGACAGGAUACAGUGGGAUGUAAUAAGAGGAGUAGGAUUGAUGUUGUUAUGGAGAGGGCUCAGGCAUGUCUACGAAAAAUUCAACGAUUCAAAACUAGUAACAUGUGAUUUUCUUGUAAAUGCAUAUAUAGUUCGAGUAGAAAACAAUGAGUUGGUUCUAGGCUUAUGUUUAAACUACUGUUGGAAAUUUUGUAAUGAUCUUCACUAAUAUCAUGUAAUAGCAUUGAAAAUGUUUGUGUAGUAAAAGAAAGCAAAGCUGACACACUGGCCAGUGACUCCUUGUGUCUCUAUGCUUGUCGUUAUC
Molecule: messenger RNA, 1640 nt
Organism: Solanum pennellii
Lineage: Eukaryota; Viridiplantae; Streptophyta; Magnoliopsida; Solanales; Solanaceae
Exons: 2
Coding region: 1109-1444 (111 amino acids)
Source: RefSeq, a predicted model, not a curated record